Carassius auratus (goldfish) is the source of this 3118-nucleotide messenger RNA. It is a transcript of the gene lamp2, whose product is annotated as lysosomal-associated membrane protein 2. The transcript is spliced from 6 exons. Gene Ontology annotation, biological process: autophagosome maturation; cellular response to starvation; protein targeting to lysosome involved in chaperone-mediated autophagy. The coding region runs from base 101 to 1078 and encodes 325 amino acids. Lineage: Eukaryota; Metazoa; Chordata; Actinopteri; Cypriniformes; Cyprinidae. The record is from RefSeq and is a predicted model, not a curated record. Gene Ontology annotation, cellular component: late endosome membrane; lysosomal membrane; plasma membrane.
AUGAGUUUUGAGCCUCUUCUACUGUCUAUGGUUAGAGCUGCUGCUGAACCGGGUCUCACUCACUCACCGUCGGCGAGCUCAGAAUUAGACACCCGUCGCGAUGGCUGUCCGCGGUUGUGUGACCCUGCUCUUUAUUCUACUGAGCGGUAUCGUGUAUGCUGAUGUUCUUGUGACUUCAUCAAUACCUGCUGCUUCAACCCCCUCCAAACACACUUCAGCUGUGACUACCCCACUUCCAACCACACAUCACAACACAACUAAUUCCACCACAGAAGCGCCAACUACUCCACAUCACAACACCACAAAUUCCACCACAGAAGCGCCAACUACUCCACAUCACAACACCACAAAUUCCACCACAGAAGCACCAACUACUCCACAUCACAACACCACAAAUUCCACCACAGAAGCGCCAACUACCGCACACACUAAUGCUACAACAGCCCCAACUCCUCCUCCAACAUCAUCUCCUGUCCCCAACCCAACUGUUGGAAACUACAAUGUCAAGUCAGACAAUGACACAGUCUGUCUUUUGGCAAAGAUGGGUCUUCAGUUCAGUUUCAAAAUGAGUGAGAAUGCCAGCUUCCAGACUCUUAAUCUUGACCCGAGUCCUAAUGUAACAGAAGUGAAUGGAACCUGUGGAAGUGGUGGCAGUGACUCUUCCCUUGUGCUGAAGUCAGAUGAAAUCACAGUUCAUUUGGUCUUCACAAAUGUUUCACAGAAGUUCCGUCUACAUGCUUUGAUGCUCUCUGUUAAUCUUACAAAUGGAAAUGUUUUCAAUGCCUCCAAUAAUAAUUUGUCUCUAUGGGAGGCAUCUGUCGGAAGCUCCUACAUGUGCAAAAAAGAGCAGAGUUACAACAUCACUGACAAGCUUACCAUCAACACGUUCGAGCUACAGGUGCAGCCCUUCGCAGUCCAGAACAACAAGUUUAACACAGCUCAUGAAUGUUCAAUGGAUGACACCAGCCUCUUAAUCCCAAUCAUUGUUGGUGCCGCUCUGGCUGGUUUGAUUUUCAUUGUUGUGAUUGCAUACGUGAUUGGUCGACGAAGGACCUAUGUUGGAUAUCAAACACUGUAAUGCAACAAAAUCACAGAAUCAAAUCCUGGGUGUUUUAAGGGACACUCAAGCCUGUUCCUGGACCAUUGUAAAUAUAGUGGGGUUUUGUGCAGUCUCAAUUGGCAAUUGGCUCAUGGCCACGGGACUUUCAAAACUGCAACAUUGAAAAUCUAAAGAUAUAGUGGCUCUCCAGGACCAGAGCUUCCUAUUGUGAAGUUUGUAAAAGCACCACAAAAUUGUGUUGUGAAGUAAGUGCAUGGUCUCUUUGGGUUUUGGCUUAAAGCUCCAUUUACAGUUACAGUACCUUGGUAUUUGGUUGAAAAUAUGUAAGAAUAAUAGUAUCAUGGGUUGUGGCCAAUUUAAAAUGUAAUCGCUUAAUAUCAGACCAUGCACUUGCUUCUCUUAGACAUUCCUUUUAAUUGUUUUGUUUUUCAUUUUGCAAUUAAUUUAGCUCAUUUUAAUUUGUGCCCAUCAAAUCUAUCAUUACUGUGUCCACAGCUUUAAACUGAAACUGCUUUAUAUCACCUGUCUUGCAGCAUUUGGGUUAAAUGUUAAAAGAAGUUCCAUAAACAAGUUGGUACUCUGCACUAUAGUGACUGGAUAGCUAACAUUUAUUAACAUCAGGUGCUUUCGCAUCAGUUUGGUUGUCCUAUAUUCAGAGCAGAAUCUAAACAUGCUGGACGGCCCGUUCAAAAAAUUGAAAUUCUAGAACAGGAAAACAAAUGCUUGAAUGUGUAAACUACGUUACAAGUAUUUAAAAAAUGCAGACCAUUGUAAUAGAUUUCUUUUUUUUUUCUUUUUUUUUAAGUGACAUUUAGUGAAGCAUAAUGCAAAGAAAUGCUUACUGGCAUUUAAAUGCUUUUUAAAAAUGUGACCCUGGACCACAAAAGCAGUCUUAAGUCGCUGGGGUAUAAUAGCCAAAAAAACAUUUUAUGAGUCAAAAUGAUAGAUUUUUCUUUUAUGCCAAAAACCAUUCGAAUAUUACGUAAAGAUCAUGUUUCAUGAAGAUAUUUUUAAAAUGUAAAACCGUAAAUAUAUUAAAACUUAAUUUUUGAUAAGUAAUAUGCAUUGCUAAGAAUACAUUUGACCACUUUAAAUGUGAUUCUUGUCAGUAUUUGGAAAUUUUUUUUUUUUUUUUUUUUGUGCACUCAUAUUCCAGAUGUCCAAAUAGUUGUAUCUCAGACAAAUAUUAUCUGAUCAUUAUGAACCAUACAUCAUUGGAAAGCUUCAUUAUUCAGCUUUCAGGUGAUGUAUUCAUCUCAAUUUCGAAAAAAUUGACACUUAAGAUUGGUUUUGUGGUCCAUGGUCACAAAUGGUUUUGGUAAUGUUUGGUUACCCUUUAUUGGGGGUUGAAAAGGGACUAUUAAUUAUAAAGCAGCUAUUCUUCACAAUUUAGAAUUAUUUACAUCUAUUCUAGCCUGAAAGAUAAAUUGUAUGCUGCAAGAUGACGUUUUGCACCUGUUUGAAUAAUCUUUGGUAGUGGCUUUAGAUUUUUUUUUUAUUAUUAGACAUGACUUGUGUUUUCAGUUGCAGAGCCUUUUCAGAAAAGUUCUUUGCUUUCUCUUAUGUAUUUAUGUUCUUAUCAUACAUUAUGGCUCUCUGGGUUUCACAGAUUCUUUUUUUCUUCCCUUUUCAUUUUCCAGUGAAUUUUUCACGUUAUGCACUAUUCUAAUUUAGUCUAUGCAGCACCCACUCAGACUCUUUUGUAAAUGUUUGUUGUUUUUACUAUAGCCAGGACAAAUUAAACCUUUAAAACUGGUCACUGAUAAUUUUGUGCCUCGCUUAAUGCAGUUACUUUUGCUUGCCAUUCAAUCAGUUUCAUAAAUAACUUGUAAAAUAAAGAUGGAUCUAUUUUACUUUUUUUUUUCUUUUUUUUCUGAACAUACCUGUGUGACCGUUUUCUGCUUGCAGACUUGUGAAAAGGGAUUCCUUAUCUGACUGCUCUAAAUAUUUAAUGUGUUUCAUGAGAUUUGGUUGUUCUAUUUUGCAAUGGAAUAGCUUUGUUUCAAUGGGCUUUUAGAUGCAAUAAAAGGUGAAAGACGAUUGUAUAUAACACUAAAA